This is a messenger RNA of Helobdella robusta, 342 nucleotides long. RefSeq lists its product as hypothetical. Lineage: Eukaryota; Metazoa; Annelida; Clitellata; Rhynchobdellida; Glossiphoniidae. The record is from RefSeq and is a predicted model, not a curated record. The transcript has 3 exons. The coding region runs from base 1 to 342 and encodes 113 amino acids.
AUGAAAAUCAGAUCAGGCAUUCUGCCUCGCUUGAAGCAGUUCAAUCAGGUUCAUUCAUUUAGGUUGAAACUUCCAGAGGAGUUCAUCAUGGAGGAUCCGAAUGGUUGUGAUGUCACGCUACGUUCGUUCAUUCAGUGGCAAAGAAUGCACGCCUGGCUGGGAUUGAUGAGAGGUGGGCAGUGGUGGGAGUCAGCACGUUUCAAAUGGUGUUCUCAGGAUGGUGGUGUAGGAAGAAUCAGCUCGUUGGCUGUUCGACUGACAUUCAAAAGUUCGGAUGAAAUCUUGUGUGCCGACCUGAAUGUGGUGGUCGGUGCAAUGGAGUACAGUAAUGACGAUUUUUGA